Molecule: messenger RNA, 1035 nt
Organism: Penicillium mononematosum
Lineage: Eukaryota; Fungi; Ascomycota; Eurotiomycetes; Eurotiales; Aspergillaceae
Product: TauD/TfdA dioxygenase family protein
Exons: 5
Coding region: 1-1035 (344 amino acids)
Cellular component (GO): cytoplasm
Molecular function (GO): 2-oxoglutarate-dependent dioxygenase activity
Source: RefSeq, a predicted model, not a curated record
AUGUCCACAUAUAGGGAAGAUAACGAGGAACCCCAACCUCGCGACUCGAUCAAAUAUUCAGGCAGCUUGGAUUCGUAUUCUCAGAACGACCUAACUCCUGUCAUUGGCACAGAAUAUGAAGGACUGCAAGUCGCAGACAUCCUAGAAUCGGACCAAUGCGACCGGCUGAUUAAAGACCUUGCUGUGACCGUAUCGAGGCGAGGAGUGGUCUUUCUGCGCGACCAACACUUGACACCACAGCAUAUGCAAGUAUUUGGAGAGAAAUUGAGUGCACUAGCAGGAUGCCCAGAAUCAUCGGGAAUGCACGUUCAUCCUUUGACUGAGAGCGGAAGUGAGCUUGGAGACCAAAUCAGUGUCAUUAGCAGCGAGAAGCAGAAGAAGGGCGGUGGUCUUACCCAUCAACUCAGCGACAAAAGCCGAUUUGCCUCGGUGGGAUGGCAUUCCGAUAUCAGCUUUGAACCUGUGCCCUCUGACUACGCUAUGCUCAAGAUCCACACUCUCCCGGAGACGGGAGGAGACACAUUAUGGGCAUCUGGAUACGAAGUGUACGACCGUCUGUCGCCGGAGAUGGCAGGAUUCUUAGAGGGCUUGACGGCAACACACGAAGCGAAAUUCUUUCACGACGAGGCACGGCGGUUGGGAAACCCGUUGCGAAAAGGAAUCCGUGGCUCGCCUCUCAACUAUGGCGAAGAGCUUGAGGCAGUACAUCCCGUUAUCAGAACUAACCCGGUAACCGGUUGGAAAUCCGUUUACGUGAACAGAGGAUUUACCAAGCGUAUUAACGGCGUGACCAAGGAUGAGUCGGAUCUAUUGCUACAGUAUUUGUUCAAUUUGGUCACUCAAAAUCACGACGCCCAGGUUCGUUUCAAGUGGAACCGGAAUGAUAUGGCAAUCUGGGAUAACCGUUCUACUUGGCAUUGCGCCACGUACGACUAUGUCGACGCCCGAGCUGGUGACAGAGUGUGCAGUCUGGGAGAGGCACCUUAUUUCGACCCUCAGUCAAAGUCUAGGAGACAUGCUCUGAGAGAGCUUUGA